This is a messenger RNA of Ctenopharyngodon idella (grass carp), 1561 nucleotides long. RefSeq names its product gastrula zinc finger protein XlCGF57.1. Bases 146 to 1435 code for a protein of 429 amino acids. The transcript is spliced from 3 exons. Lineage: Eukaryota; Metazoa; Chordata; Actinopteri; Cypriniformes; Xenocyprididae. The record is from RefSeq and is a predicted model, not a curated record.
UGUGCUCGCUGAUCAGUACUUUUAUUUUGGUCUAACGACGUGACGCCAUAAGGCCGCGCCGCGCUCUUGCCGCGCUCCUGCGUCUUUGAUUUGCCUCAACAAAGAGUUUCCGAACACUCGGAUCCGAACACUCACCGAGAUCCACAUGGCGUUUAUUAAAGAGGAGAGUGAAGAAAUGAAGAUUGAAGAAGCAUUCAGUGUGAAACAAGAAGAUACUGAGGAACAAACAGACCUAAUGCCGCUGAAAGAGGAGAAUCAAGAACUGAAUAUAAUGAAAGAGAAAGACCAGAAUGAGAAACAUCAUGGUAUGAUAACUGGAGAAAAAUAUUUUAGUUGCUCACAGACUGAAAAGAAUUGCUCACAAAACAAAGCUCAGAAGACAGCAACUAAAAGUAAUUUCACCUGCCAACAGUGUGGAAAGAGUUUCAAUCAACAUGGAGACCUUAAAGUCCACAUGAGACUUCAUACUGGAGAGAAGCCUUACACCUGCCAACAGUGCGGAAAAGGUUUCACUCAAAAUGGAAGCCUUAAAGUCCACAUGAGAAUUCACACUGGAGAAAAGCCUUACACAUGCCAAAAGUGUGGAAAGAGAUUUACACAUAAAGGAACGCUUAAUGCCCACAUGAGAACUCACCCUGGAGAAAACCCUUUCAUCUGCAAACUGUGCGGAAAGAGCUUCUCACGAAAAGAAGGUCUUAAGACUCACAUGAGAAUUCACACUGGAGAGAGGCCGUUCGUAUGUGGUCAUUGUGCAAAGAGUUUCAGAUGUAAAAUAAGCCUUAAUUACCACAUGAGGAUUCACUCAAGAGAGAACUGUAAUCAAGAGGUAUGUCGUCAGUGUGGAAUGAGUUUCACAGAUCGGAAUAACCUUAAGAAUCACGUAAUAACUCACAUCGGAAAGCCUUACAUGUGCCACCACUGUGGAAAGAGUUGCAACAGCAAAGCUAGCCUUGACGUUCAUAUAAGAGUUCACACUGGAGAGAAGCCAUUCACUUGCCCUCAGUGUGGAAAGAGUUUCACAGUUAAAGGAAACCUUCAGACUCAUAUAAGAAUUCACACUGGAGAGAAGCCAUUCACUUGCCCUCAGUGUGGGAAGUGUUUCACAUAUCAGAAAGACCUGAAACGUCAUUUGCAAACACAUUGCGGAAAGAAGUUGCAGAAUUCUGACAAUCUGAAUUCUGAGUCUGAUAAGAGUCUGACAAUAAAAAGGAGCAAUUUUGAAAAUCGCAUGCACAUUCACUCUGGAAGGCAAUUUAAAUGUGAUCUGUGUAAUAAAACAUUUCUUUUGCCAUCACACUUACAGAUACACAUGAAAAGUCAUGGAUUUUUGAGACCCUAUUUUUGUUCUUUGUGUGGAAAGGGUUUUAAAUGGCUCAGAAGUUUAAAAUGGCACCAGAAAAUAUGCAUCUGUGCUAAAUUAUUUACAAUUGUGUAGAGGCGUCACUUUCAAUUAUGAUUUGUUUAAUAUCUCAGAAUCAAAAUAUUACAUAAACGCCCGUCUUGCUGUGAAAUGCAACAAUGUAAAUAAAAUUAGAAAUAAAAAGACAAAACAAUGAAAUAA